GCGCCCGUGGCACUUGGGUGUGUGUGUGUGAGCAUUGUUGAUGAUUUUGGGAUUUUGUCCGGUGACUGGUUGCAUCUCUUUUCUAUUCAAUUCCCGUAGUUUUCAGUGAUAUCUUGCAAAAAUGUCCUCACGCUACGAUCGUGCUGUGACUGUGUUCUCGCCCGAUGGUCACCUGCUGCAGGUGGAGUACGCCCAGGAGGCGGUGCGGAAGGGAUCAACAGCAGUGGGCGUCCGUGGGAAGGAUGUGGUGGUGCUGGGCGUGGAGAAGAAGUCCGUGGCCAAGCUGCAGGAGGAGAGAACAGUGAGAAAGAUCUGCCUGCUGGACAGUCAUGUUGUGAUGGCUUUCGCCGGACUCACGGCGGACGCUCGCAUUCUGAUCAAUCGCGCCCAAGUGGAGUGCCAGAGCCACAAACUCAAUGUGGAGGACCCGGUGACGCUGGAGUACAUCACGAGGUACAUCGCGAGUCUGAAACAGAAGUACACGCAGAGCAACGGCCGUCGUCCUUUUGGCAUCUCCUGCCUGAUCGGGGGCUUCGAUUACGAUGGCGUGCCGCACCUGUACCAGACAGAGCCAUCAGGGAUCUACUACGAAUGGAAGGCCAACGCCACGGGCAGGUCUGCAAAGACUGUCCGGGAGUUCCUGGAGAAGUACUACAAAGACGAAGAGGUGGAAACCGAGGCGGGAGCUGUGAAGCUCGCCAUCAAGGCUCUCCUCGAGGUGGUGCAGUCCGGCCAGAAGACUCUCGAAGUGGCGGUGAUGCGCCGGAAUGAACCCCUGCAGAUGCUGGACGUGGAGACGAUCGAGAAGUAUGUGAACAUCAUUGAGAAGGAGAAGGAAGAGGAGGCGGAAAAGAAGAAGCAGAAGAAGUAGAUCGGGAAGCAGCAUCUCUUUUCAAUUGAACUACAAUAAUUUGAAGGAUUUCAUUUAUAAUAAAUA
Phlebotomus argentipes is the source of this 937-nucleotide messenger RNA. RefSeq names its product proteasome subunit alpha type-7-1 (gene Prosalpha4). Lineage: Eukaryota; Metazoa; Arthropoda; Insecta; Diptera; Psychodidae. The coding region runs from base 122 to 871 and encodes 249 amino acids. Gene Ontology annotation, biological process: ubiquitin-dependent protein catabolic process. The transcript has 2 exons. Gene Ontology annotation, cellular component: proteasome core complex; nucleus; proteasome core complex, alpha-subunit complex. The record is from RefSeq and is a predicted model, not a curated record.